GACGGCUGGACAUGGGUCAACCAGCGGACGAAUAAGAAGGACAGUGCUACUAUGAAGGAUUACUCUGAAGAUAUCGAUUCUCUUCUUGUCCUGGAUGGUCUAUUCUCCGCCGUCGUCACAGGCUUCGUCGUCGUCGCAAUAACCAUGCUUCAAGAGGACACUGGACAAACCUCUGUCGAGCUGCUUUCAACCAUCUCCGCUCAGCUCUCUAGUCUGACUAUCACUUCUCCCUACAUCAACUCGACCUCCAACGGACCACCUAUUCAGCCAUUCCGACCUACGUCUGCCGCUCGAUGGAUCAACAGCCUCUGGUUCAUUAGUCUCAUCCUUAGUCUUGCCUCUGCUGUUGUCGGUAUCCUAGCGAAGCAAUGGAUCCGCGAAUACCUCCAGUGGGAUAGUCAGACUUCUGCAUCGCGAGAGAAUGUACUUGUCCGCGAGAUACGCGCAGAAGCAUGGAAGGAGUGGUAUACGACUUCCAUCAUCUCUGCGGUUCCCGUGCUACUUGAGGUGGCGAUCAUCCUCUUCACGUGCGGCAUGGCGGUGUUUGUCUGGACGCUGGAUCUCGUCGUAGCAGUCGUCGUGACGAUCUGCGUCGGCCUCUUUCUGUUACUCAUUGCCACCCUCACUCUUCUCCCCGCCAUCUGUAAGCACUGUCCAUACAAGUCACCAACUGCAUGGGCCGUCGGUCGUCUU
Phanerochaete carnosa HHB-10118-sp is the source of this 693-nucleotide messenger RNA. RefSeq lists its product as uncharacterized. The annotation marks the transcript as partial. The transcript is spliced from 2 exons. Lineage: Eukaryota; Fungi; Basidiomycota; Agaricomycetes; Polyporales; Phanerochaetaceae. The record is from RefSeq and is a predicted model, not a curated record.